UGAGCGAACGUACUCGCGGUGCAACGAAACAAAAGCACAACCCAUCCAUAGCAAGUUAACGCGUCACAAAUCAACCACUACUGCUACGUGGGUGAUAAACAACAACUAAGCGCUAAACAUAACACGAAAGUUAAACUGCUGUUUGCAAGAGCCCGCAAUGCAUGCUGGGUAGUCCACUGACAACAACAUGAACUAUGAAUGAUAAAACACUGAAUAUCAAUGUUACCGUUCCUCCUUUACAAGCCUGACGACCUCCUCAACAUGUUUUGCAAUCAAGCAAAAAUGCGAACAAACCCAGCGAAAUGUUUGGAGAGAGUACCACAAGCUGCCCAGCAUGCCUUGCGGCGGGAAUAUGUGGUCAUUUUGGCUUGGGUUUAUUUGUAUGCCCACAUGGGGCAAUAGGUAGGUUACGUUGUGCGUAAUGUGUUGGUUGACGUGUUGUUUUUUCUUUUUUUGUACAAGCUACAGACUGCAUCUUACUAUUUCCCGUGCGACUCAAGCGUGCCACAGUAGCACUCCAAGUCAUGUUGCCGGCUGCAGCUUCGAUGGUUAAGGUUUAAAAGAAAAGCAAUUUGGAAACACCCGGUGGGCCGGAUUGAGAUUCUUGGCGGGCCCGAUGGUGCCCGCGGGCCGCGGUUUGCUCACCCCUGCAUUACACAUUACUUUCAAGUAGAAUGCGUCCCAUGUUGCCAUUAGAGCCUUUAAUAAGUUGUGUAUGUCAUCUAUGCAUAUUUAAUUUGGAACUACCAUAACACACUGUAGUGUAUCGAGUUGAUUUUCUCCGCUGUAUGUUUGUGUUCAAAAGCACUUUUUAAAAAUAAUCACUGUGACCUUAGAUAAUGUUUGAAUAAAUGAACUGUAUUCACACAUACAUGUGUGCAAUUGUGUUUUACCUGUCCUACUGAGCAAAGCAGAACUAACUUAUUCGUAGUCAUUUAUUUAUUUUAUUUUUUAGCAGCGGGGGAAGAAUGUAAAAACAUGAAAAAGAACGGUAGAAAUUGCUAAAGCCAAAUGAUUUAUUGUUCCGGAAGGAAAAAGGCUGUUGUUGGAGAUGAAAUUCUCCGCAACCUAAUUUCACCUCCCCUUAUGCUUUUGUUAAUCUCCAGUUCUGAGAAGGAAAGAAGACGCACACGCUGGUAUUAAAGGUACAAAAUGUAUUGAAAAAUAAACCAGACAGAAUCAUUUCACAUUCUUCGGACACCCGGGCUAGCUGUCUCUCCAAAUGUGGCUUCCUGACCAGAAGGAGAGAGAGCCGCCUUUUUAUAAUCGUUUUUCUCAGACCAUUGGCGCCAAUGUCUCCCCAGAAAACUGUCUCGCGGAUUCUUUGACGAAGUUGUGUGACGCCAGCAGGUGAUGGUCUGAUCUUUUGCUGACUUGACACUUUUCUUGCGGAAAUAGCACAUACUUUCCCAGUCUGUCUCAAGGCCUAACUUUGACUAUGUUUUUGUUCCCAUAUCUGGCUGCUGUUCCUGACUGGCCUUCGCUGAUUGUACACUCUGUGUGAGCUGGCACUAUUUCUGCUUGACCUUUGACAUACUCAAACAGUUGUUCAUCUGCUCAGCUAAAAUUAAACAGCUGUUUAAUCAAGCAUUAUUUCUAGAAACUACUUGUACUCACUCACUUAGUUAAUGGAUUCAUCGAUAAAACAGUUAUCAUUACAUUGUACCUAUAUGAAGGCACUGGGUUAAUAAUUCAAUCAAUGAAGAUCAAUAAAAACAGGUUGUCUAAAAUCUAUUUGGAAUAAAUAUUUAUUCACUCAGCUAACAAGUUAAUAAAACAUUAUCCUACACUGUGAAUAUUUCAAAUUUAUGCAAUUACAGUGUUCCCUCGUUUAUCGUGCGGGAUAAGUUCCCAAAAUAGCCCUCAAUAAGUGAAAUCCGCGAAUUUGCCAACUUUAUUUGUUUACAGUUAUUAUAUGUUUUAAGGCCGUAAAAUCCCCCACAAUGCAUCUGAUACACUUUUCUCAGACAGGCAUUAACAUUGUCUCACAUUUUAAACAAGCUCAAAGUUCAAAUUUUGUUUGGGUUUUAAUGACCGAUCUACUAGGUUGGACACAAGAAAUUACUAAGUGACUCACUCCUAUUCACUCCUCUGACCGUGCUUCGCUGUGGCGUUUUUGUAUCCUUGCGUUGGAGAUGAAAUUCUCCACAACCUACUAAAGGUCAAAGGACCACUUUGGAAAAUUAAUUAAGCCAAUUUCACCUCCCCCUUACGUGUUCGUUAAGCUCCGGCUAUGAGAAGGAAAGAAGACUCACACACCAAAUUAGAUUUACUAAAUGUUUUGACAGAAUAUCUUAGGAGUCUACGAAGUCUACGAAGCCUCGAGAGAGUCUCGAUCGAUAGUCCCAUCUGCCGUUUUGUACUUGUUUUGCUCAGACCAUCGGCGCCAGUCUCUCCAACGUUAACUUUCUCUCCCGGAUUCCUUGACGAAGUAGGGUGACGCCAACCGGUGAUAGUGCCGAGUUUUGACUACAUUGUGGACCACAUGUGGCUGCUGACCCUGGCUGGUGCAAGCUGUUUGUACACCAGGUGUAAGCACCACACUGUUUCUGUUUCACCUCUGACACACUUAAACAGACGUUCAUCUACUUAGCUAAUUAUUUAAUAAAGCAUUAUUUCUAGAAACUACUUGUAAUCAUUCACGAAGUUAUUAGAUUAAUUGAUUAAACAGUUAAAUCUAUACUGUACUCAUUUUAAGGCGCUCAACAAUAAUUCACUCAAUAGACUUCAGUGCAGUUAUUCUAAAAUCCACUUGUAUUCAUCAUUUACCCACUCAGUCAAUUCAUUUUUGCCUCCACUUAAACAUAUUGCUCCUGCCAUUGAACCAACGAUUCAUUUAGCUGCGUCUUCUUCUGUUGUUUAUUGGCGUUUAGCAAGCAGCUCAAGUAGUUAGCCAGUUUGCUAGCGACGGCACAGAGAUUGAUUGACAAUGGUCUACAGCCAAUCAGGAUGCAGGAAACAUUGAAGAGUUCUCCCUUAACCAAUAAGGACUGUUGUGGUUCUAUAUUUAGCCGGCUACAGGCUACUGCGGGUUCCUAAUAUGCUCGUACACGCACGUAAACACACUGAGACGAGGUGGAGCUGCACAUGCCUUCAACAUGAGUAUACAUCACCCUCUAGUGGUAGCAGUAGUAAAUACAAUGACAGACACAUAAAAACAGAGCACCGAUAGAUCGCUGUAAUACACCACAAGGACGCAGAACGCAAUGCGCGUUCAUACGCUGUUAAAAAAAAUACAAAAUUGCACUAAAAAAAUCCACGAAACAGCGAAUCCGCGAAAGGUGAAUGGCGAUAUAGCGAUGGAACACCGUAUUUAGGCUAUUAUAAGAACAAUUCAUGAAUGUAAUAAAGAAAUAAAUAUUUUAAUAAUAACACAUAUGUUAUUUAUAAUAAUCUAAGUUAAAAUAAAACAACAUUAAUAUAAAAUAUAUACAUAUAAUAAUAAUAUUGUAGUAUUAAAGGUAGAAAUACUUAUGUUAACCACUAGAUGUCAGUAAGUCGAACAGCCAUUUGAACAUGAAUGAUUGCAAAACAACACGGUGGUACAUGACUAUACAAUGUGGUGUGUGAACAUAUUGUGAAUGAUGUUAUGAAAAUGUAAUGAUAGCAUAAUUGUAGCAUAAAUGAGCAUGAUGGACACUAUAUACUAUUUUACAGUAGUGUGCUGUAAUUUGAGCAGUGGCGUCGAACGUCUGGCCCAUAGCCUGAUUAGGGCCACACAGAAAAGAAAACAAAGAAAAAGUUACGAGAAAGAAUUUAUGUAUAAUGUAGCGUCGUUAGCCUACAGUAGGUUAUGGCAAUUGGGCAGUGAUCAGUGAAAUUAUAGUUCUGGCAUAAAAACUGCUUCUUAGGUCGUUGCGUUUGGCUUUUAAUGUUUUGAAGUAGUGUGAAAGUGAAAGUAAACAAACAAAAGGAAGUAGUAAUGUCAAAAUAAAACCAUUAACAGCGCUAAGCAGUGCCUAACAGAACCAACACUAUUCUUACAUGGUUGAAAUACUUGUGAGUGCCAGAUGAAAAGGUCAAUAUUUAAAUCUAGAUUUUUAUAGAACUCAAAAUGUUCCAAACUUUAAGGUGCUUGAGAGUGGAGGAGCAGAGAGAGAGUGACUAAUCACUGAUCACAUAUUUUUCAGGGCACAAAAUCACGAUGAAUAACUUAUCUGUAUCUUUAGUCUGCACUGACUCAUUUAGAUUUGUUCCAAUGAAGCCGUGAUAUGCGCUACCGACUUAACUGCAAUCUAAGAGAUAAAUGUAAUAAAGUCACAAUGUGUUGAAAGGACAAGAUCGCGGGUACAAGCGGCCAAAAUGAGUUUUCUCCGUAGGGGGUCUGGGCUCUCCCUUAGAGAUAAGGUGAGGAGAGGAGCCAGAUGAGGUGGCUUGGGAAUCUGGUCAGGAUGCCUCCCAGACGCCUCCGAGGGGAGGUGCUCAGGGCAAUUCCGACCGGUAGAAGGCCUCGGGGAAGACCCAGGACACGUUGGAGAGACUAUAUCUCCCAACUGGCCUGGGGACGCCUCGGGAUCCGCCAGGACAAAGUGGCCGGGGAGAGGAAAAUCUGGGCCUCCCUGCUUAGGCUGCUGCCCCCGCGACCCGAUCUUGGAUAAGCGGUAGAAGAUGGAUGCAUGGAUAGAUGGGUAGAUAUAAUUGUUGGAGCAAAAAUAAAGGCAAUAAUGCAAAAUCCUUUUUUCCAUUUGCAAUAAUAGCAAGGUUAAUAUCGACAGUAUCCAUGCCACAUACUCUAUCUGCCAUUAUCUCUUUCAAAUACUAGUCGUCAAUGAGUGAAUUGUUAUCUCCAUGUCAUUGUGUGCGUCUGUGCUUGUAAUUCAUGUCGACCUUGGCAUGACAACAGAGACAAGUUUAUAUGGCCUCUCCAGGUCUCUCCAUGUUGUAUAUUAACAAGAUGGUGUGUAAAUUGCAGGUGAGUAGCGACUCACAGUGAGAGAGAGGAAGUGACUGUGUAUGAAAACACAUUGUAGGCACACUGGAUGCAAAGACACGGGAAGAUAUACAGCAGAACAUGGAUUCUUUCUCCUAGUGCAAGAAGAUAAAGGCUGGCCAAAAUGGGAACAAGCAGAUGGUUUUUGUGGUGGUCGUUCAUCUUUGGGACUCUUGUGGCGUCAUGUCAGGGCAUCCGACAUUGUCUGAGAGGGAUCUCCAUGAACGUGAUUCUACUGGAUGACGAGCACUCGCCUUGGAGCUUAAAGUUUGUGAGACCACAAAUACUGAAGGCCUUGGAGUCCGAAUCUGGGAUUCAGGAAAAUGACGUGAGACUCAACCUCACAGUCAAAUUUGGUGGUUUUAACACCACCAUCUACCGACAAAGAGGCUGUUCGAGUAGCUCGUGUGAAGGAGUGGCCGAGUUAAGAAACCUGAUGAUUACAGGUAACUUGGGAUGUGCCAUGCUGGGACCCACAUGCACAUUAGCUGCUUUCCACAUGGUUGAUGCUGAGAAGGGUCUCAAACUGAGCACGCCCAUCAUCUCAGCAGGCAGCUUCGGCACCUCCUGCGAUUACACGGUCAACCUGCAGCGCCUACUGCCGCCCGCGCUCAAAGUUUCCCACUUUUUCAUCCACUUCUGGAAAGAACACAACUCCAUCAAGCCGGUGUGGGAGACGGCUUAUGUGUACAAGAAGCAGGAAAACACAGAGGAAUGCUUUUGGUAUAUAAAUGCAUUGGAGGCAGGCAUUUUUGUCCAAAGUGUGGAAAGAACGAUGCUGCGCAAACCAGAAGACCUGCAAACAGUCAUAUCCUCCGACCGGAAGAGGACAAGCAACCUGUUCAUCAUGUGCGGUUCAGUGAUGGAUGUUCUGGAGGCGAAGAAUCUCUCAGCAGAGGCAGACAGCAGUGACAUUCUCUUCAUCCUUAUCGAUCUCUACAAUGACCAAUACUACAUCAACACAACGUCUCUGCCAUCUAUGAAGAAUGUGUUGGUACUCACCAUGCCCAACACCAGAAAUUACACCAUAGACUCAGACCCGGAAAGCAACACCACGAUGAAUGACUACAUGGCUGCGUACCAUGACGCGGUGCUGCUGGUCAGUCGUGCGAUAAGGGAAAUAGCUCACAAAUCUGAGUCAGAUUUUUAUCAGAGGCCAUAUAUUAAUGUGAAUUACCUCAGGAACACCUCAUUUGACGGCAUCGCAGGAAACUACCGGCUAGACAAGCACGGAGACAGAGAUGUGACCCUGUCUAUCAUUUACACCACUAACGACAACGAGUAUCGCACCUUAUUUACCUUUGACACAGAGCACAGCCUGACCACACUGGUUGAGACUGACCCUUCCUUCGUCUGGGGGAACAGGCUUCCCAAUUUCAAGCCAGCUCAAGAGGCAGCAUCACUUGACGUGGUGGUCAUAGUUUUGGCGGUGACUGUGGUGGUCGUGGCCAUCAUUGCCUUCAUCUUCUACAGACAGAACAGGAGAGAUCGUCUGCUGAGGAAACGCUGCUCCGACUCCCACAUCCCCCCUGAGCUUGUCACCCUGCUACAGGACGACUCACUGAACCAAGUCUCUCUGAAGAUUGAAUAUGAGAGGAAAAACAAAGUAUUUAAGAUACGCCGCGCACUCUACGAUAAGAAGAUUGUCAUUCUGAAGGAGCUCAACCACUCAGACGGAAACUUCGAUGAGACACAGAAACUGGAGCUUAACGCUCUCCUCCAAAUUGACUAUUAUAACCUCACAAAGUUCUACGGCACGGUGAAGUUGGAUGAGGGUGUGUUUGGGGUCUUUGAGUAUGGCGAGCGGGGAUCGCUUAGGUAUGUGCUGAAUGACAAGGUUUCCUAUCCAGAAGAGACGUUCAUGGACUGGGAGUUCAAGAUCUCCGUCAUGUACGACAUCGCCAAGGGCAUGUCCUACCUGCAUGCUAGUGACAUCCAGGUGCAUGGACGCCUCAAGUCUACCAACUGUGUGGUGGACAACCGCAUGGUGGUGAAGAUCACCGAUUUUGGCUGCAACUCCUUUCUCAAGCCUGGCAGAGACUUGUGGACAGCACCGGAGCAUCUCAGGAAGCAGGGCACCUCCCAAAAAGGAGAUGUAUACAGCUUCGCCAUCAUUGCUCAGGAGAUAGUUCUAAGAAAAAGCACAUUCUACACUGAAUGCUGCUCUGACCGAGCAGAAAAGCUGUCCAAAGUCAUCAUGUCCUACUUCAGGCCUGAUCUUAAUUUCGACACAACUUCUGAGAAAGAACACGAGGUGUAUAUGCUGAUAAAAAGUUGUUGGGAAGAGGAUGCUGACAAAAGACCCGACUUUAAGAAGGUAGAAAACUGUUUGGGCAAAAUCAUCAGUAAAAUUCACGACAAAGACAAUGAGAGCUAUAUGGACAACUUGAUUCGCCGGCUGCAGAUGUAUUCCAGAAACCUGGAGCACCUGGUGGAGGAGAGAACUGCUCUUUACAAAGCAGAGAGAGAUCGAGCAGACUGCCUCAACUUCAUGCUACUUCCUGGCCCUGUGGUGAAGAGCCUGAAGGAGACGGGCGUGGUGGAGCCUGAGCUGUAUGACGAGGUGACCAUUUACUUCAGCGACAUUGUGGGCUUUACCACCCUGUGCCAGUACAGCACACCGAUGGAGGUUGUCGACAUGCUCAACGACAUCUACAAGGGCUUCGACAGCAUCCUUGACCACCAUGAUGUCUACAAGGUGGAGACAAUAGGUGAUGCCUACAUGGUGGCCUCUGGUCUACCAAGGCGGAAUGGCAACAGGCACGCGGUGGAUGUGUGCCGCAUGGCCUUGGACAUUUUGGCCUUCAUGGGCACCUUCCAGCUCCGACACCUGCCUGGCAUCCCUGUGUGGAUACGCAUUGGUGUGCACUCAGGUCUGUGUGCAGCAGGCGUCGUGGGGAUAAAGAUGCCCAGAUAUUGUUUAUUUGGAGACACGGUCAACACGGCAUCUCGAAUGGAGUCCACGGGACACCCCCUGCGGAUCCACGUCAGUCAGCCCACUAUAAAUAUCCUGACGAGGACAGACUGCAAGUUUGAGUAUGAGAUGAGAGGGGAAACGUAUCUAAAGGGUAAAGGAACAGAGACCACCUAUUGGUUGACGGGUGAGACGGGUGAAGACUAUGACCUACCAACACCACCCACAACGGAGAACGUUCAGCGGCUCCAGCAAGACCUCGCCCACAUGAUCCUGGCCUGUCUGGAGUGCCGCUCCCAAGGCUCAGUGCGCAGAAAGCGGCCACUUUUGGGUCAAAGCCAGGAUGGCCGCACGGAGCGAGAACCUGACGUAGAACCUCCAGAAUACUUACAUCUGGCCACUGUGGACAACACCCUGAGCACCUUCUUGUAGGAUAAACCUUCUGUGAAUAAAUAAGACUUCACUUACUGUUAAGCUUGUCACCCAUGAGCUGAACAAGGAUGGAGAAUGGUCUGGUAAUGUUAGUAUUAGCUAAGUUAACAUAAUUAACGAGAUGCAAAAUAUUACAAAGAAAAUGUUAUUUUUUUAGUAGUAGUGUGGAAACGUGAAAAGUUCAUCAUGAUUGUGACAGCUCAUAUCAAAUAAACGAGAUAUAAGGUGUAUUUUUAAGCCAAAGGGGAAGUCUUUUAUUUUGUCAGAGUAGUGACAUUCAUUUACAUAAAAUACAUCUUUUUGUAGAAUGUUUCUCACCUUGUUGUGUAUAGUACAGUACAUUGAGGCUGUGACUUCAGAAGAAACCCCUGCAUCAAAUAAAACUGUUUUCAAUUCCA
This is a messenger RNA of Dunckerocampus dactyliophorus (ringed pipefish), 8674 nucleotides long. RefSeq names its product guanylate cyclase 2Cb (gene gucy2cb). Gene Ontology annotation, molecular function: peptide receptor activity; ATP binding; guanylate cyclase activity. Gene Ontology annotation, cellular component: membrane. NCBI's taxonomy places the organism in Eukaryota, Metazoa, Chordata, Actinopteri, Syngnathiformes, Syngnathidae. Gene Ontology annotation, biological process: intracellular signal transduction; cGMP biosynthetic process; receptor guanylyl cyclase signaling pathway. Bases 5055 to 8276 code for a protein of 1073 amino acids. The record is from RefSeq and is a predicted model, not a curated record. The transcript is spliced from 27 exons.